Messenger RNA from Xenia sp. Carnegie-2017, 2175 nucleotides. RefSeq names its product pre-mRNA-splicing factor syf1 homolog. Gene Ontology annotation, biological process: generation of catalytic spliceosome for first transesterification step; mRNA splicing, via spliceosome. Bases 1559 to 2068 code for a protein of 169 amino acids. The record is from RefSeq and is a predicted model, not a curated record. Lineage: Eukaryota; Metazoa; Cnidaria; Anthozoa; Malacalcyonacea; Xeniidae. Gene Ontology annotation, molecular function: protein binding. Gene Ontology annotation, cellular component: Prp19 complex; post-mRNA release spliceosomal complex; U2-type catalytic step 2 spliceosome. The transcript has 9 exons.
GAAUCAUAAAGUUUGUCUCGUAGUUUUUACUACUUAUCAAUAAAUUGAUAAAAUACAAUUUAUCUUAUCCAAUGGCGAUUAAAACCUGCUUAUAAUUGAGUUUCUAGAAAUUUUCUAUGUUUGUGGGUUAAUCAAUAAGUUGUAUUCAUUAUAGAAUUCAAUGGUCGUUUCUAUUUUUUUAAUAUUAUAAGAGAUGCGUCUACAUGAAGUACAUCAUUUUUAGCACUGUACACUUAAGCGCGGGAUUACGCUGCGAAAUUUAAAGAUUGAUAACAAUUGUUGUCGUUUUAUCAUUGUAAAUAAACGUGUUUUUGCCACACUAAACAAAAGAAUUAUCAAAGAAGUGUUGCAUCUUACUUAUUCUUAAAUAAUGUCGAAACGACGACGUGAAACGGAUACGAACAAGCAGUCAUUUCAAGGAGACGUUGGUGCUGAUGAAGACACAACAAACCCAGUUGUUUUUGAGAAAUACGCUAAAACAGAUAUUUCCACUGAUGAAACGUUUGUUGAAUACCAGGAUAACUCGAAGGAAAAUUCCGAGAUUUCAGGAAAACGGAACAACUUCCGCAAAUGGCAAAGUUGCAAUCAAAGAAAACUGAAAUCAUUAUGGACACAGAAGAGAAGGCGGAGAAGACUGAUUUAAAAGCUCAGAAGUCACUGGAUGGAGAUGACAGUGCAAGCGACAGGGGGUCAGUUGCCGAGGAGACAAACAGCCAUCUUUUUCAAGAACUACUUGAUGUAGUACUUAAAACGAAGGACAACAAUGGCCGCAUGAUUUGUGAACUGUUUCUAAAACUACCACCUAGACAAGUGUGGUGUUAUCCUGGCAUGGUUGUGGUGCCAAAAGAGGUAUGACCCAAGCAAGGACUAGAUUAAAUGCUAGUGCAAAUGUGAUGUCCAGGACUGAGACUACUAUGAAGGUGGAGAGGAAGAGAGGUAUGACUUAAGCAAGGACUAGAUUAAAUGCUAGUGCAAAGGUGAUGUCUAGGACUGAGACUACAAUGAAGGUUGAGAGGAAGAGAGGUAUGACCCAAGCAAGGGCUAGAUUCAAUGCUAGUGCAAAGGUUAUUUCUAGGACUGAGACUACAAUGAAGGUUGAGAGGAAGAUAGGUAUGACCCAAGCAAGGACUAGAUUCAAUGCUAUUGCAAAGGUGAUGUCCAGGACUCAGACUACAAUGAAUGUCGAGAGGAAGAGAGGUAUGACCCAAGCAUGGACUAGAUUAAAUGCUUGUGCAAAGGUGAUGUCCAGGACUGAGACUACAAUGAAUGUCGAGAGGAAGAGAGGUAUGACCCAAGCAAGGACUAGAUUAAAUGCUAUUGCAAAGGUGAUGUCCAGGACUGAGACUACAAUGAAGGUGGAGAGGAAGAGAGGUAUGACCCAAGCAAGGACUAGAUUAAGUGCUAGUGCAAAGGUGAUGUCCAGGAAUGAGACUACAAUGAAGGUCGAGAGGAAGAGAGGUAUGACCCAAGCAAGGACUAGAUACAAUGCUAGUGUAAGGGUGAUGUCCAUCACUGAGACUAUUAUGAAGGUCGAGAGGAAGAGAGGUAUGACCCAGGUAUGGACUAUAAAAAAGCUUUGGAUGUAAUGAAACAAGCAACUGCAAUGCCAUCCAGCAGAACUAGCUUUUAUGAUGAGACAGAAUCUGUUCAAAAACGUCUCCAUAAAUCACUGAAGGUUUGGUCAAUGUAUGCUGAUUUGGAGGAGAGUUUAGGGACAAUUGAGUCGACAAAAGCCGUUUACGAUCGCAUUUUGGAUUUAAAAAUUGCCAACCCUCAGAUUAUCAUUAACUUUGCGUUAUUUUUGGAGGAACAUCAUUAUUUUGAAGAAUCCUUUAAGGUGUUCGAACGUGGCGUUGCAUUGUUUAAAUGGCCUAAUGUUUUUGAUGUUUGGAACACGUACUUAAUGAAGUUUAUCAAACGAUAUGGUGGAACAAAACUUGAGCGUAUUCGUGAUUUAUUCGAACAAACUUUGGAAAAAUGUCCAGCAAAGUUUGCUAAAGCUUUUUAUCUGAUGUACGCACGUCUCGAAGAGGAUCACGGUCUUGCCCGUCAUGCAAUGGCCAUUUAAGACAGAGCAACAAGAGCAGUGCUGCCUGAAGAACAAUUUGAGGUGGAACAGACGCAGGGAUUUAGUUACGAAGCUUAGUUUUAUUUAAUUUUCAUCCUUGCUUUAUC